Molecule: messenger RNA, 2221 nt
Organism: Synchiropus splendidus (mandarinfish)
Lineage: Eukaryota; Metazoa; Chordata; Actinopteri; Syngnathiformes; Callionymidae
Gene: pik3ip1
Product: phosphoinositide-3-kinase interacting protein 1
Exons: 6
Coding region: 144-965 (273 amino acids)
Molecular function (GO): signaling receptor binding; endopeptidase activity
Source: RefSeq, a predicted model, not a curated record
UCCUCCUCCAGAGCUGUUUACUGAGAGAGCGCAGCUCCUCUCGACGAAAACAAGGGCUGGACUCCAGCGAGAGGAGCGGUGUGUCCCAGCACAGGCUCUUCCGCCCUUUAAACAUAACGUUUUUGGACUUUGAAAUUGGCGACAUGUUUUCAGUUGCUUCACCCAGAUGUCUGUACAGGAGGUUCCUGCCUUUGCAGCUGGUUUUCCUGAGUGCAGCGUUUGUGCACAGCAGCGCCUCAAAUGGGGAUCAACGAGACUGCUGGAGCUCCUCUGCUGGUGACUACAGGGGCCAAACGCAAACCUCUUCCUCUGGGCUCACAUGUCUCAACUGGACCAGUGUCUCCCAGGAAUACGCUCCCCAGACUGGUGUGGGAGAUCACAAUUACUGCAGGAACCCAGACUCCUCUGAAAAACCCUGGUGCUACAUCAGUGGGCCCGAUGGCAACGCUCAGAAGCAGUUCUGUGCCAUCCAGCCCUGCCGAGACCAAACAUCAACUGCAGCAGCGUCAGAUGUUCAGUCCCUCCAUCGUGUAGAAGCAUCCUCAGCAAGCCUUCAGACAAACAAGUCAGGAUCCUCUCAGGAUGAAGGUACAGCUCGGCAGUCAGUGAUGGGGAUCAGUCAGCGUGUUCGAUCUGGCUCUAAGCAGAAGAAAGACCUUGGCAUGCUUGGCUACAUCCUAGGCAGCCUCAUGAUGGCCAUCAUCAUCAUCCUCGGAGCAGGAAUCACCCUGGGAUACUUCUAUAAGAGGGGACGCGACAUGAAGAAGCAGCACGAGCAGCGGAGGCAGGAGCGGGAGAUGCAGAGGAUCAACCUUCCUCUGUCGGCCUUCGCCAACCCCACCUGUGAGCUGGUGGACGAGAACACCAUUGUCAUCACUGCGCAGCAUGAGCCCACCCCAGUCAAGGAGGAGGCGGACGGCGCUGAUCCUCUCAUGGGUCAGCAGGCUGGUACCCCAGGAGCAUGAGCUCUUCCCCUCCCGGGACUCAAGUAUUGUUUUUCUUCCUGGAGGCACUGUCUCUUCUCUUAUCUUAGUGAGAAGGACAUGUUUGCUCCCAAACACCUUCCUCUUCCUGCCAUGUGUCAUGUUUCUUUUCAUGUUUUCAAAACAAGACACACAAAGGACACUGGUGACGACAACAAGCCGUCAUUCACCUCCAUGUGGAAGGUCUCUAAAAACUGUACAUGUCAGCCAAAAAGCUCUCACCUGCCCAUCAGUGUUUGAGUAGUCUGGGCUGGUUUUGCUUUCCAACGGUGUCAUGUGACGUUCUUUAAGUGCAGGUGCUCGCCACGUGUGCUGACCAGAGUGUGUGAGGAGACAACUUGGUCUGUUGCCCUUGAUAUACUGCACCCCUCUUGUCUGACAUAAUCACUAGCUGACUCGACCAAAGAUUUUACUCUGUUUACUGUCUGACACCUGAACCGUUAUAGAAGUGCUAGGAAUAUUUUGAAGGAUCACAGGUGAAGUAACUGAAGGGCCAACGAGAGCACCCCUCCCCCAGGUCUUUAGCUGGAUCUGAUUAAUGUUUACGCUCAUAUUUCAUUGGCCAAAUGGGGCUUGGCUCAGGAAAUCAAGUUGUAUAUAAUGUUACAUCUUGUAACCAAGGGAUGAUGCUCAAAAACAAGGAUGCAAAAUAAAACAAUUAAGAUGCAAUGCAAGCAUAAAUGUGGUGCCAGAAGCUGUUUAACAUCGCCGUACUGUGCAGUAUAUCUGGGGUCAGGGAGACACAAGUGUGUGUCACCAUUCACCUCUGACAGGAAGAGGGAUUCACCUGAGUUUUGAACUCAAAAGGCCUUAGCAUGAUAUUAUUGAAUGUAUUCUUCUUGCUUUGUACAUACUUCUGAGUAUUGCUGUUGAGAGACCCAGUAUGUCGUGAGCAGACACAUGGAGGACGCCAGUGUUUCUUUCACAGGUUAAGGAGUGACAGGACUUGUCUCAGGACGCAUGAGAGACGUGAGGUAGUCCUCAGGAAAUCGUGGUGCCUACAAGAUUCUUCUAUUGUUAUUAUAAGUUUGGACUUCUCAGGAGUCAACAAGGUGGAAGAGUGUUGUUCAUAUAAAAGCAUGCACUGCAGUAUUUUUGCAUCUUUUAAGAGGAAGACAUCAACUGUAAUGUCAGUCACUUGAUUUUGUUUUUUUUGUCUUGCAUCACUCCAGAUGUUUCUGUGAAUGGAUCGACAUCAGUGCUGUUACCAGUUCUUUUCAUUAAAGUGCAAAAAAGAA